Molecule: messenger RNA, 6345 nt
Organism: Linum trigynum
Lineage: Eukaryota; Viridiplantae; Streptophyta; Magnoliopsida; Malpighiales; Linaceae
Source: the annotation of a GenBank genome assembly
AACGGGUCGAGAAUGGGGCGGGUCAGGGCAGGUCGGGUAGAUGAGAGUACCCAUGCUCGCCCCGCCCGCCUACGGGGCUGAUCCAAAACAGACCAAACGGGUCAGGUCGAAAUUGCCAUCCCUACCCACUAAUCAACCAAACAAGAAGAUUAAAAAAAAAUAUUUCAGUAGUUAAUAAUUUGUUCUCAAUUACGACAAAGUAAGCUUAGCAAAACUCCAAACCAAGCCCAAUGGAAUAAGACGUUAUUGGAAAGAUCCAAAUAUACCAAUUUUCCGAGAUUGAUGGAUAUAGCAUUGGAGGGAGAAUGUAGUCAGGAAAAAUAAAUGAUGCAACUUUAAAUGAAAACGUGCCACGUGGCGAGUGGCAUUGUGUAUUUGGGGCAUCAGUGCCGUACGUAAUCGUUGUCCCUGUCUUAAAGUAGUUAAUUAGCUUCCUCUCUUUCUGUCUUGUUGGCCCAAAUUGAACCAAUGCCCGCACGCUGGCUCGUACCCACAUUACUUGGGCUUCGUGGUGCUGCUGAGCCCAAGUAAGUGUCCAUCAAAGCAAGGGUUUUUUCGCUGGGCUAGUAUGACAGAUCGGCCCAAGCACACCCAUACAACUUGCAGGCCUGGAGGGCUUUCACUCUCGGACAAAGAAAAGGAAAGGAAACAAAAAGGACGCUAAUGAAUGCUAAAGACAGUGAUGAACUGAGGCAGCUAGGACCAGAGGAACUUCGUGUGGCUGUGGUGUUGCUUGAAAGCUACGUGAGUGAAUAAAAUCUUAUGAAAAUACAUGUGGAUAACAGAAAAUGCUGUAAUUUUGGGCUUGUCUUAUAGUCCAUUAUUCACGCAGAAAGCCAAACCGGGCCGGACCCAUCAGGCCCAAUGGGACUUCAGGUGGCUUACACUAUCUUUAAAAGGGGAAAUUUUUUUUUUUUUAUUUAAGGUCUUUGAUUUUUGUGUCUGCAUUGCGAUGUAUAUUAUAUAUAUAUCCAGAAGUGAAGAAAUUUAACAAAAACGAACAAUCAUCUGUAAGUGUCUACACAGUACUACCGUGUUCCUGAUCAUGCAGAUAAUACACGCGCGCCCUGCAACAUGAUUGUAUCGUAAUCCAUGUCGAGUAUGCUAAAUCACUUCAUAUCAAACCUUGAUCGUGUUUAGGUUAGACCUUUGAUUCCAAUAUCAAACUAAGAAAAAAAAAUAUGUUUAUCAGAUAUUAUCGAUUUAUUUUUGUGGUAGAAUCAAUUUGUUUUUAUUGGGUUUUUUUUUUUGGGGUCAAUUUGAAAACUAUUUUCAGAAAGGAAAUUUCCGUUUCAUAUUUCCACAUCAUGAUUUCAACCACCUUAGUAAUUAUAAAGAAAUGGACAAAAACUUGGAUAUGGACGUAUGCUCUAAGGUUUGUGUGUACGUAGCUUCCCUAAGCACAAAAUUUGUGUGGUUCAUGACUUGACGUAUCAUGCGGAAUCAUUUGGCCGUAUUUAACAAGCUCGUAACAAAAACAAAAAAAAAAUUAUGUGAAUUUUUUUUCCACCAAAGGCUUUUUCUUUAUUAUCAGGCUCAACGGUGAACCGAAAUUAGGUUUACGGUUCAAAGUGGUUCAUUUGGUUUGAUACCCGACCAUAUGAUAAAUCAUUUUGUUCAUCCUGGACCUCGCUCAAUCAAAUGAAUCAAACCAUCAUUGUAACUGUUUUGAUGGCUCUACUAGUCUGUCAGAUUAUUCGGUCCCAUUUGUAAUAAGGGCUUUUGUUAUGGUUUUGUAGGGUUAAUUGCACUGGGUACCACCUAAGUAUUGAUUUUGUUGUACACUAACCACUUAAAUUUUUUUAGUUGCAACUAAACUACAUUAACCAACUUUCGGUUGCAUCGUUAUAUUAUUCAUCCUUAAACUUAACGAUAGGUAUUAAUUUGGAAUUUUCCGCCUCAUUUUGCACUAUGUAUAAUUACCCUAUGCCUCCCUCUGUUUUUCUCCAUUCAAUAUUAUAAUUGUUAGCGUUUUUAAACUAUCAUGGAUAAACAAAUGUGUGUGCAACUAAAUGGUAGGUAUUAAAUUGAAAAUUUCCGCUUCAAUUUGCAAUAUGCCUACCUCUGUUUUGUGAUAUGUUUUGCACUAUGCCUCAAUUUGCACUAUGCCUCAAAUUUGAACUUUGGCUACCUUAAAGUAAUUAAAUUUUCUAGACUUAGGAAGUGAAAUGCAAUCUUGAUCCGACUUUUUUGGGUUUAUGAUAUGUUUUGCAUUGUUGGUGCCUUUGUACAAUCAAUUUAAUCAUGAUAAAUACAGUUUUUUCAGAAGUAGGAAGUGAAAUAUAAUCAAUUUUGAUUAUGACCUCUGAUAUGGUCAUCUCACAUGCUUUCUAUCGAUUUAACCAUGAUAACUAUAGGAUUUUUUUUCCAUGUCACAUGCUUGUCUGUACUUAUUUCUUCUACAAUUCAAUUUGGUCAGACUGCUAGCUAGUACUGAUACAACAUCUGAAGCCAAAUGAGAGUUGGAGGCUAUGUAAAAAUGGACAUUUUAAAAAUAAACCAACAAUGAAAUAUUAAUCUAAUUGAGACGUAAAUUUGAAAAUUGUUAGAACUGUCACUACAUGAUUAAUAUGAUAAUGGUAAAGGAAAAAAAAUCUUUCUUUUCUGUAAUUUCUAUUUACUUCGCUUGAGUUUGUAUAAAGCACCAACAACGCAAAACAUAUCAUAAACCAAAAAAAAAAAAAAGAAUUGAGAUUGCAUUUCACUUCCUAAGUCUAGAAAAUUUAAUUGCUUGUAAGGAAAUCAAAGUUCAAUUCAAUUAGAAUCCAGAAAGUAAAAACUGUAACAAUUAUAAAUAUUGAAGGGGAAAACAGAGGGAGCUAGGCAUAGGGUAAUUAUACAUAGUGCAAAUUGAGGCGGAAAAUUUCAAUUUAAUACCUACUGUUAAGUUUAAGGAUGGAAAAUAUAACGGUGCAACCGGAAGUUGAUUUAUGUGGUUUAGUUGCAACUAAAAAAAUUUAAGCUAGUCAGUGUGCAACAAAAUCAAUACUUAGGUGGUAUCCAGUGCAAUUAACCCCUGGUUUUGUGAAGUUUGAGAACUUUAUCGAAUGAUUUACCACUGAUUAACAACUCGGGUCAAAUUCAUCAAUUAAUCACCUAUACAAUUGUUUUACCAUGACGAUUGUUAUAUACAAUUGUUUACCACAGUCCACAGCUUAACCUUCCUAGCUUUUACCAUUGGGAACCCAAAACUUUCCUUUUCCCUUGAACGCGACUCACGAGGGUGGGAGCGUCUAUUUAACCACUGCAGCGAAAAUGGGGUUUGGAACUUGGGUUGUCGGAGAAGGAAGGAAUUGUGUCCAUUACAUUGCACCAACCUGAUCCUUUUUCAUCUCUCUUCUUCUUCUUCUUCUUCUUCUUCUUCUCUGGUUGAAGUAGCUAGUUUGAAGAAUGGACCAGAAUCUCCAGUCAGCAGGGAAAGAGCCGCUCCUGCUGCAGCCCAGCACUGAUGGAGAAAACCAGAAGACGAACUAUGGGUUGGUGCGGAUUUUCGCCAAAUGGGCUCUGAGGACGACGAUGUGGGCCAUCUUCGUCUCCUGGGUGGGGUUCAUUUACCUCUACCCGACCCAAUUGGGCGAUUCCCUCUUCCAGAAGUGGAAUCGCCUCACCGAGAAGUCCCUCUUCGGCAUCACAGGCAGCAUCUUGUUGCUGGUGAGCGGGCCGAUCCUGGCGAUUGCAGUUCUGGCCGUUGCCCAUCUCGUUCUGGUUUCAGGGGAAGAUGAAUUUUACCCAAGGAAAAAGAAGUACCCAAGAGCACAGUUGUGGACAUUCCCGCUCAUCGUCGGUGGACCACUCGGUGUCGUUUCAGCCGCCGAGCUGAUCGGGGUCGUGCUCUUCGUCGGCUACAUCCUAUGGGCUCUCUACUUCUACACCCUGCGGAACCUCGCCCUUCUAUCCACCUUCAAGCUCACUUCAGCACAGUUCAGCAUCUAUCUGAUGGAGCUGACCGGUCUUCGGUUGGGGAUGAUCGGGUUGUUCUGCUUGGCAUUUCUGUUCCUCCCAAUCGCCAGAGGCUCCGUGCUGCUUCGCCUCAUCGACAUCCCGGUUGAACACGCGACAAGGUACCAUGUGUGGUUGGGACAUGUCACCAUGCUCCUGUUCACUCUCCAUGGCCUCUUCUACGUCGUCGGAUGGGCUCUCCAGGGCAAGCUCCUGCAGGAGAUCUUGGAGUGGAAGAAUAUUGGGAUAUCGAACCUGGCAGGAGUGAUUAGCCUUUUGGCUGGUCUGAUCAUGUGGGUGACAUCCCUCCAGCCGGUCAGGAGAUGGAACUUUGAGCUGUUCCUCUACACCCAUCAGCUGUACAUUGUGUUUGUGGUGUUCCUUGCAUUCCACGUCGGCGAUUUCAUCUUCAGCAUAGCUGCUGGUGGGAUAUUUCUGUUCAUGCUCGAUCGAUUCUUGAGGUUCUGUCAGUCUCGGAACACUGUUGAUGUCGUCUCGGCUAAAUGCUUCCCCUGUGGCACAGUUGAAUUGACCCUCUCCAAGCCUCAAAGUCUGAGGUAUAAUGCACUGAGUUUCAUCUUCAUUCAAAUCCGGGAACUGUCUUGGCUACAAUGGCAUCCGUUCAGUGUGUCAUCUAGUCCAUUGGAUGGCAAGUAUCACAUCUCAGUUCUCAUCAAAGUUCUAGGGGGUUGGACUGAUAAGCUUAAAGAGAGGAUUGUGACGACGAGCUCAGCUGAUGAAGAUGCAGAGGGAGCAAUAAUUAUGGACCGAAAUUCCAAGAUAUGCCGGAAGUUAACAGCUUCAGUCGAAGGUCCAUAUGGCCAUGAGUCACCAUACCACUUGAUGUAUGAGUACCUUGUUUUAGUAGCAGGAGGCAUAGGGAUCUCACCUUUCAUGGCCAUUCUGAGGGAUGUCUUCCAUCGUCUUGAUGAAGGAACACCCUGCCUACCAAGAGAGAUUUUGCUAGUGUGGGCUGUGAAAAAGUCUGAAGAAAUCGGGCUUCUUUCGACGAUCAGUUUGGACUACUUGCGUUCAGACAUCUUUCAGAAGCUUAACUUACAUAUUCAGAUUUAUGUAACCCGCGAAUCGGAUCCUCCUUUGGAAGAAGGCAAAGUAACUCAUGAGGCUUCCUCAGUAGUCUCUCCUGGGUGCUCUGGCCCAAAAGGAAACAACAUGUCAGUUCUGGUUGGCACUGGUGACAACAUCUGGUCCGGACUAUACGUUAUCUCAUCGACACUAGGUUUCAUCGUUUUGCUAGCCUUAAUUGAUGCCUACUACAUCAAUCCCUACGGAAUUUCAUCGUGGUGGUACAAAGGAUUGCUCCUAAUGUCAUGUAUGGUCGGAGGGGUUGUUGUGUUUGGUGGCGUGGUCAUUGCACUAUGGCAUAUUUGGUCCAGAAAAGUGUCAACCACGGAGCAAUUCGAGGAGGAUUCUAAGACGAACGGCACCAAUGGUCUGCACAAGAACGAAUCGAGUACUGCAAACGAAGAUGUUCCUCAAGGUACUGAUGGGGUAAAGGCGAAAAACUUGCUGAGUGCCAGUACAACCUUCAUCAACUAUGGUUCUAGACCAGACUUCACAGAGAUAUUUCAAAGCACGUCGAAGAACUGGGGCCAUGUCGACGCUGGUGUGAUGGUAUGUGGACCUCCAACUCUGCAGACCACCGUUGCGAAAGAGAUCAGGUCUCACAAUUUGAGAAGAUACUCCCAUGACACUGUGCUUCAUUUCAACAGCCAUAGUUUUGAUCUUUAAGCCCUGCCUUGCCCCUACCCCAGUAAUUAAACUAGCUCCACCUAUAGAUUACACUCAUCUCUCUCUACUUAUGCAUCGUCAUCAAUCUACGAUUCUACGUUGCGAGAAGCACAUCCAGUCCAAUGUGCAUGGCAGUAUAUAUAGGUAUUCAGAAGUCGGGUAUAGAUCGACUUACGUAUGUGUAUCGAUAUAGUAAACAAGUGUAUAGAAGAAAGAGAUGUCAUUAAUCUGGUAUGUACAUAGCAGUACGAUUAAUGUAAUAUCAAUCAUUAAAUAUGGGUAACAGAAAUGCUGUAAAUAUGAGUUAUCCAACCUUAUCCUAGCACUUGUUUGUGUUAUGAUCUACCCUAUUUUUUGCGAAUACGAUGAUGUGAGUAUUGUAUGUCAUUUCAUCAGCAAAAAUACUGUCAGUACAUUCUCCGUGUUAAAUAUGUGAAUUUAGAUAGAUAUGGUUGCGAACCAACGUAGAAGGAAGAGCAAGAUUUUGAAUCACAAGUGCGCGUCCACCUUAUUCAUACGAUUAUGCUUUUUAAUCGUUGCGCCCGCCACGGUGUAUUACCCAAAAUGAAGAAGUUACUUAAACGAAAACAACCAUCUAUAUUGCCUACAUUACAAGCAUGUCAUUAAUCAUACAAAUAGACAUGCCCUAUUAAU